Molecule: messenger RNA, 4979 nt
Organism: Etheostoma spectabile (orangethroat darter)
Lineage: Eukaryota; Metazoa; Chordata; Actinopteri; Perciformes; Percidae
Gene: prox1a
Product: prospero homeobox 1a
Exons: 6
Coding region: 1-2694 (897 amino acids)
Biological process (GO): regulation of transcription by RNA polymerase II
Cellular component (GO): nucleus
Molecular function (GO): DNA-binding transcription factor activity, RNA polymerase II-specific; RNA polymerase II cis-regulatory region sequence-specific DNA binding
Source: RefSeq, a predicted model, not a curated record
AUGCCUGAUCAUGACAGCACCACCCUCCUAACCAGACAGACCAAGCGCAGACGUGUCGACAUUGGGGUGAAAAGGACCGUGGCUAGUGCGUUAUUCGGCCGCGCCAGGGAGACCCUGCUCGAAAGCAUGAACCAAUCCCACGGCUCCGAUCAGGACGGAGAAUGCUCGUUGGUCGGCCACGGCCACGGCGGCGCCAACGGUGACGGAGAGAAGUCGAACGUUUUGAGGAAACUGCUGAAGAGGGCCAACUCGUACGAAGAUGCCAUGAUGCCUUUCCCUGGUGCUACCAUCAUCUCGCAGCUGUUGAAGAAUAACAUGGGGAAGAAUGGAGGGAGUGACUCAGGCUUCCAGGGGAGUGGAGCUCUGUCCAGUGGAGGCUCAGAGAUCCACGCCGAGGACGUGUGCAGCAACUCCUCCCGCGACAGCCCGUCCGACUGCCUCUCUCCUGGGCCUCCUCUUCCUCCUCCACCCUCUUCCUCAUCCUUUGGGCGACCGGUGCCUCCUUCAAGCCUCAACUCCCACGCUCCCUCUCAGCCCCUCUCCCUGUCCACCUUCGACUUGGACAGGCUGUCGGAUGAGCACCUUCGCGCCAAGCGCGCCCGCGUGGAAAACAUCAUCCGGGGCAUGAGUCACUCGCCCCUGGUCCGGCCCAACGGCGACCACGGCCAAGAAAGCAACCGGGAAAACGAGAAUUGCAGCAACAACAGCAACAGUAGCAAUGACCAGCGAAGAGACGGCAACAGCCACAACGACAGCAGCAGCCACAACCACAGCCGGAGCGACGGCCCUUCUUCCCUCCUGAGCUCUCCGGGCUCGCGGGGCGGCGUGGUCGGCGUCGGCGAAGUUUACAGGGAGAAUAAAAGAAAGCAGCGUCUGCCGCAGCAGCAGCACAGCUUCACGCAGCUGGUGUGUUCCCGGCAGGAGCAGAGACAGGAAGAGAGACGGCAGCUGAAACUGCAACUGGAGGACAUGCAGAAACAACUGCGUCAACUCCAGGAGAAGUUCUACCAGAUUUACGACUCCGAGACGGAGGAAGAGGAAGACAACGGUGAGAGCAGAGAGGCGGACCGAGGUGGAGAAAGAGAGGAGGACGGGAACUUGUCAGAGGACAGCAUCCGCUCCGAUGGCCUGGAGGAGAGGUACAGAGACAGAGGGCGGCGUAGCAAUGACGACCUGUCCGAACUGGACCCGGGCCUGUUUCUGGACCGGGCCCGAGCCCUCCUCCGAGAACAGGCCAUGAUAGACGGAGAAAUGGAGGAGGAUGUGGACGGCAGGGAGGAUGAGGAGCGGAAUGUAGAAAGGGUGAUUAAGAGAAGAGGAAGAGCGGCAGGUGGAGGAAGGCAGUUAGCCGAGACGCUGAAGCAGGAACUGAACUGUGCCGUGUCGCAGGUCGUCGACACCGUCGUCAAGGGCUUCUCCUCGCCCAAGCAGGCCGUCGGGCACCAUCACGGCUGCCACAGCAGCACGCCAGCCGCACCCUCCUCUUCUUCCAACUCGUCCUCUUCCUGUCCUCCACCUUUUGGGCCCCUCCCCUCUCUCACCCCGGACACGCGCUUCGGUGGUGGCGCCCUGGCCCUCGGUAUGAACGGCGACCGCAGUCCCACCCCCAACUACCACUCCUCCAACCAGAGGCUGCAUUGCUUCGCCGAUGUCAUCGUCCCGAGCCCGCUGGAUUCCUUCGGCGGUUUGAGUGGCAGACUGGGCGGUUUGCCAACGUCCAACGACCAAACGGAGGCACUGCCGCUGGUGGUGCGCAAGAGCGGCGGAGGAGGAGUUGGAGGAGAGAACACUAACCCCUCUCUUCCUCCUCCUCCACACCAUCCCUCCCUCCACCCCUCUCCCCUCUCAGCCUCGCUCGGGUUUAGCCCUCCAUCCUUUCGCCACCCAUUCCCCCUUCCCCUUAUGGGGUACCCCUUUCAGAGCUCCCUUUCCCACGGGGGUGGAGCUGGCUACCCUCCAGGGCCCAAGGACCUUCACCGGUCCUCCCCCGAUUCUAUGGACAUGACCCGGGAAACGGUCAGCCUCAGAACCAAAAUGGCGUCCCUCGGAGGAGGCCAUCUCGGUCAUCACCAUCACCACCACCACCACCACAGGCAGAGCUCCCCGGGCCAGCAUGGGCCAGAGGGUCUGUCCCUGUCCCUCAUAAAGUCUGAGUGUGGAGACCUGCAAGACAUGGCCGACAUAUCGCCUUACUCAGGCAGCACCAUUCAGGAGGGCUUGUCUCCCAACCACCUGAAGAAGGCCAAGCUGAUGUUCUUCUACACCCGCUACCCUUCCUCCAACAUGCUCAAAAUAUUCUUCUCAGACGUCAAGUUCAAUCGCUGCAUCACCUCCCAGCUGAUCAAGUGGUUCAGCAACUUCAGGGAGUUCUACUACAUCCAGAUGGAAAAGUUCGCCCGGCAGUCCAUCAACGAGGGCGUGACCGCGUCGGAGGAGCUGGUGGUGGGCCGCGAUGCCGAGCUCUUCAGGGCGCUCAACAUGCACUACAACAAGGCCAACGACUUCGAGGUUCCUGAGCGGUUUCUGGAGGUGUCCCAGGUGACUCUGCGCGAGUUCUUCAAUGCCAUCGUGGCUGGGAAGGAUGCCGACCCAUCCUGGAAGAAGGCCAUCUACAAGGUGAUCUGCAAACUAGACAGCGAGGUUCCCGACGUCUUCAAAUCCCCCAACUGUCUACAAGAACUCCUCCACGACUGACUAGGGCGAGGACGGACACACGGCGAGCGAGACAAACCUCCGAGGACCGUGAGAAGACCGUAAGAAAGUUAGGGAUGAGGUCUUCAGUGGAAAUGCAUUUGAUGUUCACGACGCGAUGCAGAGACUUUACUCGGAGGUUUCCGGAGAGGUUUUUUUGGGGUAUUUAAAAUACAAUAUUAUAAUGCCCUCAAAAUGUUUUAUACAGAAAAAAGAAAUAGUCCUCUUGAAUGAGGGUAGAGGGCUCAAGAGUCAGAUAUUGUGUUGAGACUUUUACCAAUUCAAAGCAAACCAGUAGAAAUCCUUGCACUUAAAAAAAAAAAAAAAAAGCUCCUCCUUACCCCUCCAAAAAACCCCGUCUUCACUCCCCCCCCCCCCCCCCCCUUUCAACAGAGCUCGCUCUUCGUCCUUCUCUGGAGGAACACAGACGUGACGAAGAUGACGGAUGAAUCUUCAGCCCGUGACUUGGGACGGGGAGCAAACUAAAUAUAAAGAUGAUAAUAUAUAAAGAAUUUUUAUUGUGGAUGUUUUUUUAAGUUACAUGCACAUUUUUUUGAAAAAAAAAAAAAGUGAUGUUUCUGCAUUUUUUUUCUUCUUUGUACAAGCUUACAGCCUCUUUACUAUAAACCCUCAGUCAAUCGCAUAGAUACCCAUUCACACACAACCCCAAACACACACACACACACACACACACACACACCUCUUGAAUAGGAAAGCACAGUAGCAUCCCCAAAUCCUCACCUGAACCCAGACAAACUGCACAUAAAUACACUUAGUUGUUGUUCAUUUCCCUUCUUUUUUACCCUCCUCUUUUUACUACUCGCUCUUUUUACUGACUUGCUGGGUGUUUGUUGUGACUGUGGCUCUCCCUGCCCCCACCCUUCCCGUGCGGCCCCUCUUGGCUCGUGUGGCAUUCAGGCACCCAGAGCAUCGAAGACAAAAACCCUUUUUUUUUUUUUUAAAUCUCCCAGAUCUAUAGAUUACCAGUCCUGUUUUUACAAUAUCAGAAAAAUAGGUAAUUCAAACAUUAGACAAAAUGUAUGACUUUUUUUUUUUUAAGUCUUCAUGAAUCUCGUUAACCUCAGUUACCGCAACUUUUCACUAAAUUACUACAGCCUGACUAACAUGAUACAUGGUGAUAUUGAUAGAGAAGGGCCCCUUUUUUUAUAUAAAAUGUUGUUAUGUAUGAUAUGUGACAAAGGUCUGUACUGAGGAGGUCGGUAAUUUCAGUGAUUUCUGGUGAUUUCUGAUUCUGGUGUGUACCAGUGACACUGUUUCUCAUGUAACAUCUGACAGAGAAAUACAUCUGUAAUAGGCUAAUACUGUUUCUGGUCCAAAUACUACUGAUUUAUUUAUAAUAUUUUCAAUAUAUAGCACUGAUGCUGGAUACAUUCAGGACACGUUGUGGACAUGUUAGUGCUGUAACAAUUAUGGUAUUCAUUUUUUUAUAUAUAUAUAUAUAUAUAUAUAUAUAUAUAUAUAUAUAUAUAUAUAUAUAUAUAACCUGUGUUGGAUGCUUCAUCUGUUUCUCAGAACAUUCAAAAUCAUAAAUCGGAAAAAUCACAUCGACAUGAAUUUGUGAUUUCACGCGAAGUGGAUUUACUGUAAAUCGUAAAUCAUUGUUGUAAAAGUAUUUGAAUGCUCAUUUUGUAACAAUGAACAGGAACCAAACCAUUCAUUCCAGUUGCAUGUGCUUCGUAGAUCACUUUCUAAGCGGCACGUCAUUCCCACGUGACACAAACACAAGAAUCAUUCUUCAUGGUGCUCUGGGACAGGCUAACGUUUGGCAAUACACAAGUACUGACUGGACUCAAAACACUUGCACACUUGAGGAUUUUAGCACCCCGAAAAACACUGGCGACUAAACUGUGGUACAAUCAGCCGUUCUUGAAAUUCAUACAUUCAAAGGUGUCAAAAUGUCUCAUUUUAACCCUGUUUUGUGGAAGUCACCAUAGGUCACCAAACCACUAUUGGGAGAAAAUGUUUUCUCUUUGCUCUGGGUGGCACAGACGGGCAGCUGCCCCGGCCGGGUCAUGUGUGAAGAAAAAAAAAAAAAAAAACAGAAGACAGGACAAAAACGCUGAUAUUUGUAGCUUGUAUAGAUGUAAUAAUGACUCUCUGAUCACUCUGAUAUUGUUCUUAUUUAUAACUUGAAAUAAUUAUUCCUUAUUAAUGUUAUUCUGAUGAUCAUUAUUAAUGCUUGCUACAGAUUUGACCGGUGGUUUACUCAUUGUUUAUCCAUUACACUGCAACAUGAAAUAAAUUAUUCUUAGAAAAAAAAAAAAAAA